Messenger RNA from Cajanus cajan (pigeon pea), 722 nucleotides. RefSeq names its product Glutaredoxin family protein. Gene Ontology annotation, molecular function: glutathione disulfide oxidoreductase activity. Gene Ontology annotation, cellular component: cytoplasm. The record is from RefSeq and is a predicted model, not a curated record. Gene Ontology annotation, biological process: cellular response to oxidative stress. Lineage: Eukaryota; Viridiplantae; Streptophyta; Magnoliopsida; Fabales; Fabaceae.
UCUAGCUUCGGCGUACAUUGUACGGUUCACAGUUGCUGUUGAUGUCUAUAAUCAACGGUUAGGCUUCCUCGUAUUCGCAGAACAAAACCAUUGAAAAGUCUAACAUCUUGUCCUUUUAGCAUUUGCUCUAACUUAACUUCCUCACUCCAACCAUGGCUGCAUCAUCUGCGAGACUCGCGGUAACAGCGUUGGUGUUGCUCGUGGCUUUCGCAACAAUCUCUCUCCAAGCUUCAGCGUCAGCUUCAUCCGUCGGUAAAUUCGUCGACGAAACCAUCACUUCCCACAAGAUCGUCAUUUUUUCCAAGACCUAUUGCCCGUACUGUAAAAGAGCAAAAGCUGUUUUCGAAGAGUUGAACCAAGUUCCAUAUGUUGUUGAGCUUGAUGAGAGAGAGGAUGGUUCAAAGAUUCAGGAUAUCAUGACUAACAUUGUUGGGAGGCGAACUGUGCCACAAGUUUUCAUUAAUGGAAAACACCUAGGAGGCUCAGAUGAAACUGUUGAAGCUUACGAGAGCGGAAAGCUGGCUAAACUUCUAGGAAUUGAGACAGAGGAUCAUGAUGAUCUCUGAAUCAGGUUGUUACUUAGGAGAAACCAUGUUGUGAAGCUGCAAUUGUAUUCUGUUACUAUGAAAAAUCUUUACAUAUAAAGUCACGAUGACAUUACAUUUUGGCACAGCUAAAGUUUUCAUUUAUUUAUAAAGUGAUGGAUAGUUUUUCAAAUAUCA